UCUGUUCCACGCAGCAUGGCUAGCAGUCCUUCUCGCGUGUUUGCAGCGCUGCUUCCAGUUGCAUCGGAAUUCUAUAACGAUGAAAACUUGACAGGCUUCGGUAGAGUCGCUAAAGAGACUACAGCAGUGGCACAAAUUCCCCCGAGAGAAGUUCAGGUUACGGGAAGCGCCGAGUUGUCCUGCCCGCCCGACCGGGCUACUGUUUCCAUCAGUGUUAGCAGCAGCAAAGAGUCGGUCAAUGAUGUGAAGAACAGUGUCUCGCGACGUGUGGAAUACAUAAUUCAGACUGUCCGGCAGCACGACGUGAAGGAGGCAGACACAGCCGUCACGAAAUACAUCCAAAAAGUGGAUGACCUUUACAUCAUGGAGGUCGAGGUCCUAGUGGUGUUUUUAGAUUUCGAUAAGAUGCAGAAAGUGCGAUCCGUGCUCUUGGAGAAGUUGGAUAAGAGUGUGUGUGUUGGACUUCCACACUUUACACACAGCCCGGAGUGCCUCAGUGCACUGAGACGACGUGUGUGUGUGGCAGCGGUGGAAAGCGCUCGUCUGAAGGCGAGCGAGGUGUGUUGCACCCUGGGACAGGGUCUCGGGCGGCCCUUGCUGGUCCGGGAGGAGGAGUCACGAGAGUGGAGAUGCGGAGACACACCCCUCACAUUACAACAGCGGGCGGGGCUUAUUGCUCUCUCCGUCUCCUCACGCGUCUUCGUUUCCUUUGAACUUCGACCCAAAGACAGACCCAGGAAGAAGCCAUAGGGGCCUGCAGCCAUUGGUUGGAUAUAUUCUCUAAUCUCUAAUGUAAUCUUUCUAUUAUCCUUAGAAUGCUCAGGCAGUCACUUUUGACAAGACCAGAGGCCUACUUUCUGAAAAUAUACAUUAUGAUUGUCAUUAAAUGAUACAUGGAGUAUCAUUCUGAAUUAUAUUUGUUAAGUAUAACUUUUGCACUCUGAAACUGUAUGUAAUCUAAUUACUGUUUUACGGUUCAGUAAUAUUUAUAAAUGGGGCACCUGGUUGAGCAUGAAUUGAUGGAAAUGGAUGCAUGAAUGAAUACCUUAUUGAAUGAUUGGAUUCAGUUACCCAAAGAUGUAUUCCCUGUCCAGCUGAAUUAAGAAUAUAUGAGGGGGAAAAAGUGCAAUGAUUAGUAAGUCAUGUCCAGUCUAAUGAUUUGUAAAGAGACAUUUCCGGAGCGCUAUCUCAUUUCACUAACCAAAGAGACACUCAGAGCCCAAAAGGUCAGAUCACCAUUAGCCAAUCAAGAGUACUGUACUGUAAUGCGUUCUAUAAGUAGUACCACUUGCCGUUCCAAGGGGAUUUUGUACUUUGUUUGUAUUCUGUCACUACAUGUUGUAUUAAAUAAAGCUUUUUUGUAUAGAUUU
Messenger RNA from Alosa sapidissima (American shad), 1370 nucleotides. RefSeq names its product interleukin-1 receptor-associated kinase 1 binding protein 1 (gene irak1bp1). The coding region runs from base 16 to 750 and encodes 244 amino acids. The record is from RefSeq and is a predicted model, not a curated record. The transcript is spliced from 4 exons. Gene Ontology annotation, biological process: canonical NF-kappaB signal transduction; immune response. NCBI's taxonomy places the organism in Eukaryota, Metazoa, Chordata, Actinopteri, Clupeiformes, Clupeidae.